Molecule: messenger RNA, 1122 nt
Organism: Miscanthus lutarioriparius
Lineage: Eukaryota; Viridiplantae; Streptophyta; Magnoliopsida; Poales; Poaceae
Source: the annotation of a GenBank genome assembly
AUGGCGUCCUCCAUACUCUCCGACUGCUCCUCGGCCCGCCUCCUUCCUCUCCGCCGCGCGCUCCUCCCGCCGCGGGCGCCCCGCCUCCGCCCCUGCCCCGCUCUAGCUCACCCCAGGCGCCUCCUCGUCGCCGCCCGGCCCCAGCUUCUCCCGCGCCCGCGCCGCAUGGACUCGCCCCCGCCGCCACCGCCUCGUCCGCCGAUUCAGGUGCGCUUGCUUGCAACCGUCUCAGCCGAUGCACCUGCCAAAGUGAUUGACGGGAAGCUUGUGGCGAAGCAAGUGAGAGAAGAAAUAGCCGUUGAAGUCACCAGGAUGAAGGAUGCGAUCGGCAUAGUGCCUGGCCUGGCGGUCAUCCUUGUCGGGUCGAGGAAGGAUUCACAGACUUACGUGCGGAACAAGAAGAAGGCGUGCGAAGCGGUCGGUAUAAAGUCGUACGAGGUCAACUUGCCUGAGGACAGCUCCGAGGAGGAGGUUAUCAAGCACAUAGCGAGCUUCAACAGUGACCCGUCUGUGCAUGGCAUCUUGGUUCAGUUGCCCUUACCUCGGCAUAUGAACGAUGAGAACAUUUUGAAUGCUGUCAGUAUUGAAAAGGAUGUUGAUGGCUUUCAUCCGCUGAACAUUGGACGACUUGCAAUGCAAGGCCGAGAUCCGUUCUUUGUACCUUGCACCCCAAAAGGAUGCAUGGAGUUGCUACACCGAUUUGGAGUUGAAAUUAAAGGGAAGAGGGCUGUUGUAAUCGGAAGAAGCAAUAUUGUUGGAAUGCCUGCUGCAUUGUUGUUGCAAAAAGCAAAUGCAACUGUCAGCAUUGUACAUUCACAAACUAAGAACCCUGAGGAAAUAACAAGACAGGCAGAUAUAGUCAUCGCAGCUGUUGGAGUUGCCAACUUGGUCAGAGGGAAUUGGAUAAAACCUGGAGCAGCUAUUAUUGAUGUUGGCAUCAAUCCAGUUGAUGACCCGGAAAGCCCUCGGGGUUAUAGGCUCGUUGGAGAUGUCUGUUACGAGGAAGCCUCCAAGGUUGCCGGAGCAAUCACACCAGUCCCAGGAGGUGUUGGGCCGAUGACAAUUGCAAUGCUUUUGUCAAACACUCUUGAGUCGGCUAAAAGAACCCACAAAUUCAAAUAA